CUACUACUAAUCAUUUUUAUAGAUUUAAGAUCAUUAUACCCUACCUCGCCCCCAUGAUAUUCUUUCCCCAGUACGAGUAUAUGCUGUAUAGUAAUACCCUAUAAAUGUAAGACAAUAUCGAAUAGCAGGCUUAUAUUAGGGACUAGAUUCUAUUAGCGUUAGGGUUUAUAGGAAUUUAAAUGAAGAACUAUGGAUUGCUUAAAUAAGGUUAGUUUGGAAAGGAACCAAGGAUAAAUAUCUUAUAUCGGAACCAUGCAACCUCGUCUGACCCACCGCAGUCUUUGUUGGAGGGAUCCUGACUGUUAAUAGGUGGCCCUGAAGGAUCAUGGCGCCAAUGGGCGAUACCGCAGCCGACAAAAGCCGAAGCCAGCGCGUACUUCCUACUCCCGUUUAGUUAUCAUCAGCUCCUAUAACCUGUACGUUGUAUGCUACAAUCCUCUCCUCGCUUAGAUGUGGCAACAGUCAUUGAGUAUGUCCUGCUGAAGUGCAGUGAUUUCUUUUCCGCCUGCCUCUGGCGGGGCAACCCGCAGGACUGUUGUGAGAUUUUUGAGUUGCAGUUCACAGAGUCGGGAUCCUGUUGGGUUUUCAAUUCACUGAUCAGUCCAGCAAGGCGACAGAAAGAGAAGGAGAACAAGUACUAUCCCCGUCGCACGCCACAGUAUGGUGAGGGCUCUGGCUUGGAUGUUUUCCUGCGACUCAGGAACUCCUCUCUUAUUCGGCCCAACAAACGGGGCGUAUACGUGAUGAUCAAGCAACCGCAGCAGUGGAGCGAUGUCGUGCGCCAUGUCCCACACGGGGCGCACACCCAGAUCAGCAUGGUGCCCCGCAUCACAACCACGGAUCAGCGAACCCGAGCCUUGACGCCCAGAGCCAGACGCUGCAUCUUUCCGGAUGAGGUUACCCAUCCUCAGUACAAGAAUCUGCCGGGCUUUGAGUACUGGGUGGGAAACUGUCGCAGCAAGUGCCACCAGGAACAUGUCAUCAAUCUGUGCAAGUGCUCGCCAUCUGUUUUCUUUCCGGUAACCGAUAAGGAUAACUUUACUGUCUGUAGGCCAUCGGACUUUAAGUGUCUCCACGAUAACAGACUCACUUUUAGCGUGGAGCGACAUCCCCAGGAGGAUGAGUACGUGGACAAUCUGUACAAGGAGAGCAUGAUCUGUAACUGCUUCAUAAGUUGCACUCAGCUAAUCUUCGAUCGAGUAUUUAGUAGCAGCACCUUAGAUAAUAACGACACCCACACAGAGUUGGGUACCAUACGCCUGGACAUUUUCUAUCAGUCGGGAUGGUUCAUCCAGUACCACACCAACAUGCGUCUUACCUUUGUGGAAUUGCUGGCUAGUUUCGGUGGCAUAAUUGGCCUCUUCCUGGGCGCCUCACUGCUCAGUGCCUUUGAGCUGGUCUACUUCUUCACCAUUGGCCUCUAUUUAUAUUUGCAUGGGGAGAGGAAACUGUCCCUCCAGCCACACCCACUCCAACCAGCAGUCAUUACUAUACCCUUUGGACAGAGAAAGAUUACUCCAGUUAAGUAUAUACGUUGACGGGACUAUAGGUAUAAUAUGAGCAUCAAUGUGAGUAUAAAUCAACAAUAAAUAACAUUCACCAGGCAUUUCUCUGGUGGUGGAGCGGAUGCCUAA
Messenger RNA from Drosophila miranda, 1634 nucleotides. Its product is annotated as pickpocket protein 19. Bases 426 to 1538 code for a protein of 370 amino acids. Gene Ontology annotation, cellular component: membrane. NCBI's taxonomy places the organism in Eukaryota, Metazoa, Arthropoda, Insecta, Diptera, Drosophilidae. The transcript is spliced from 6 exons. The record is from RefSeq and is a predicted model, not a curated record. Gene Ontology annotation, biological process: sodium ion transmembrane transport. Gene Ontology annotation, molecular function: ligand-gated sodium channel activity.